AUGUUCAUACUGAAUAAGACAGUGGGCAUUUUUCCCAAACCAUCAAAAAGGAAAGUUUUUGGACUUUUAAGAACUUUUAGUUUUCAUCCUGGACCACAACUUCUUCAUAAACUGGUAUUGGGAAUUGAAACCAGCUGUGAUGAUACAGCAGCUGCUGUGGUGGAUGAAAGUGGAAAUGUCUUAGGAGAAGCAAUACAUUCCCAAACUGAAGUUCAUUUAAAAACAGGUGGGAUUAUUCCUCCAGUAGCUCAACAGCUUCACAGAGAAAAUAUUGAACGGAUAGUACAAGAAGCUCUUUCUGCCAGUAGAAUCUCUCCAAGAGAACUCUCAGCGAUUGCAACAACCAUAAAACCAGGACUUGCUUUAAGCCUGGGAGUAGGCUUAUCAUUUAGUUUACAGCUGGUAAACCAGUUCAAAAAACCGUUCAUUCCCAUUCAUCAUAUGGAGGCUCAUGCACUUACUAUUAGACUGACCAAUAAAGUAGACUUUCCCUUUUUAGUUCUUCUGAUUUCUGGAGGUCACUGUCUAUUGGCAUUAGUCCGUGGAGUUUCAGAUUUUCUCCUUCUUGGAAAGUCUCUGGACAUAGCACCAGGUGACAUGCUUGACAAGGUAGCAAGGAGACUUUCUUUAAUCAAACAUCCAGAAUGUUCCAUUAUGAGUGGUGGGAAGGCUAUUGAACAUUUGGCUAAACAAGGAAAUGGAUUUCAUUUUGAUAUCAGUCCACCUAUGCAGCGUGCUAAAAAUUGUGAUUUUUCUUUCUCUGGGCUUCAACAUGUUAUUGAUAAAAUAAUAAUGCAAAAGGAAAAAGAAGAAGGUAUUGAGAAGGGACAGAUCCUGUCUUCGGCUGCAGACAUUGCUGCUGCAGUCCAGCACACAACAGCAUGCCACGUUGCAAAAAGAACACACCGUGCUAUUCUCUUUUGCAAGCAGAGAGGCUUGUUACCUCAAAGUAAUGCAGUAGUAGUUGUAUCUGGAGGUGUUGCAAGUAACUUGUAUAUCCGGAGAGCCCUGGAAAUCGUAGCAAAUGCAACACAAUGUACUUUGUUGUGUCCUCCUCCCAAAUUGUGCACGGAUAAUGGCAUUAUGAUCGCAUGGAAUGGCAUUGAAAGAUUACAUGCUGGCUUGGGCAUUUUACAUGACACAGAUGGCAUCCGCUAUGAGCCAAAAUGUCCUCUUGGAAUAGAUAUAUCAAAAGAAGUUGAAGAAGCUGCCAUAAAAGUACCAUCAUUAAAAAUGAAGAUUUGAUUUUUACUUUCUGAAAAUUUUCUACAGGUAGUGUUUAAAUAGUAAAGUUAAUUUAAUGUCUUAUAUAUUAGGUUGUAGUUAUACAUGAAUUAGCCAUUUAGACAUUAUUUUGGGGGGAAUACUGAAGGAAGUUAAUAGGAGGAAGAAAAAGGAGGAACAGAAGAGAAUAUGAUGGAAGUAUAUUGUAUGUACAUGUGAAAACAUAAUGUAUCCCAUUUUUUUUAAUUGCAAGAAAGUUUUUGAAGGAAGGCCUAGAGAGGUGAAUGAUAAGAAAGACAUCCAGGGGAAGUAAAUAUGAUCAAAGCACAUUAUAUGGAAAUACCACAAUGAAACCUCUCACUUCAUACAAUUAAUGUACACUACAAUACACUUUAUAUGAUAACAUACAUAUAAAAUAAUUUUGAAGACUCUUGUUAUUCCUUUUCUUAUAUCUGCUCUUCUCAGAGACUAGCUAACUGGAAGCUAGCUCAGACAGAAAAAUUCCAGACACUCUUCAAUUAACAGAUUAUAGCAGAAUAGAGGCAUGGCUCAACUGAUAGUGCCAUUUAUGAAUGGAAAAGCCAAGAGAAGCCCUGAGUUUAAGUCCUGGUACGGCACAAAAUAAAAGAAAUAAAAGAAACUUUGACAUUUGGAUUUGCAUUCUGUAUCUGUGAAUGUUGCUAUAGUAGUCAGAGUAAUAUAAAUUAUGGAGUAAAAUUACCAAACCUUUUUCUGUCAUGUAAACUAUAACUAUAAUCUGAAAUUUUCAGAGUCUAAAAUUUUUUCCAGGUGCUCUCCUAAGAGGUAGAAAAAGGAGUAACAGAGAAAAAUGGGAAAGGGAAAAUUGCCAAGCUUUUAUUGGCAAGCAUAUGUGCCAAAAUUAUAGUACAGCCAAGAAGUAGGCAACUGGUUGAAACUCUACGUGUCCAGAGCCCUCUCUCAGCCAUAGUUUUUUUUUUCCCCCCCAAGGAAAAGAAAACAUGGUUUAAUAAAAAUAAUACUGACAUGUCAUAUGUUGUAGGAAUAGUAGGAUGGUCUGGUUUAGUCAAAACACAAAUACCUGUGACUAAACACAAAGAUUCCACUUAUUCUCAACCUAAAAACAAUCUUCAAAUACCCUAGAACCUGCAUGAAGCCAGUUUCAAAGUACAAAAUGUGCUCUGAA
This is a messenger RNA of Perognathus longimembris pacificus (Pacific pocket mouse), 2389 nucleotides long. It is a transcript of the gene Osgepl1, whose product is annotated as O-sialoglycoprotein endopeptidase like 1. The record is from RefSeq and is a predicted model, not a curated record. Gene Ontology annotation, biological process: tRNA threonylcarbamoyladenosine modification. Gene Ontology annotation, cellular component: mitochondrion. The transcript is spliced from 8 exons. The coding region runs from base 1 to 1245 and encodes 414 amino acids. Lineage: Eukaryota; Metazoa; Chordata; Mammalia; Rodentia; Heteromyidae.